This is a messenger RNA of Xiphias gladius (swordfish), 8574 nucleotides long. It is a transcript of the gene kirrel1b, whose product is annotated as kirre like nephrin family adhesion molecule 1b. The transcript is spliced from 15 exons. Gene Ontology annotation, biological process: cell-cell adhesion. Bases 244 to 2655 code for a protein of 803 amino acids. Gene Ontology annotation, molecular function: cell adhesion molecule binding. Lineage: Eukaryota; Metazoa; Chordata; Actinopteri; Istiophoriformes; Xiphiidae. Gene Ontology annotation, cellular component: cell-cell junction. The record is from RefSeq and is a predicted model, not a curated record.
AAAGUGGAGACAGAUUUAUUUUACGCACGGGGAAAACAGGGAAACGAGCUGAAGAAAGGAAAGGAAGCGAGAGGAAGAAGCAUCGGAUUUUGUUUUUGUUUCUUCUUCUCUCUAAAUUUGGCUCCUUUGACUCUCAUGACUCAAAGAGGAUUCCAGUUAAAUUCACCCGCUCGGGAGGAAUUGAUGGUGUCUUUUCGGGGAAGCGGAGCCGAGGGGAGGAAUCUGAAUGCGCUCGGCUGAACCAUGCCAGCCCUGUGGAUCAUAACUUUGGCGAUCACUUUGAACCAAGUGUGGUGCGUUCGCUUCUCCCAGGAGCCUGCGGACCAGUCGGUGGUGCUGGGCGAACGGGUGGUGCUGUCUUGCGUGGUCUUCAACUACAGCGGCAUCGUCCAGUGGACCAAGGACGGCCUGGCCCUGGGCAUUGGCGAGGGUCUGCGAGCCUGGCCCAGGUAUCGUGUGCUGAGUGCUCUGGACAUCGGCCAGUACAACUUGGAGAUCUCCAAUGCCGAGCUAUCUGAUGACUCUCUGUACGAGUGUCAGGCCACAGAGGCCGCCCUGCGCUCAAGGAGGGCCAAACUCAAUGUACUCAUUCCCCCGGAGGACCCAGUGGUCGAGGGAUCCCCGGAGCUCCUGCUGAUGGCCGGGACUCCGUACAACCUGACCUGCGUGACCCGCGGGGCCAAGCCCGCAGCGCACAUCCAGUGGACCAAGAAUGGAGUGGCUGUGGAGGGAGCCUACCAGUCCACGGAGGUGCUGCCGGACCGGAAGAGGGUGACAACCAGGAGCUACCUGCCCAUCACGCCAGUCGACAUUGACAGCGGUUGCAACUUCACCUGUGUGGCAAGCAACCCGGCAGUGCCCACGGGCAAACGAGCCACUGUCACCCUUAAUGUCCACCAUCCACCCACAGUGACCCUGUCCAUCGAGCCUCGCUCUGUCCUGGGGGGCGAGAGAGUCACCUUCACCUGCCAGGCCACUGCCAACCCUCCCAUCAUGGGCUACAGAUGGGCUAAAGGUGGCGUGCUGCUGGAGGGGGCCAGGGAGAGUGUGUUUGUCACCACAGCAGACCACUCCUUCUUCACCGAGCCCGUCUCCUGUCAGGUGUUCAACGCCGUGGGAAGCACCAAUGUCAGCAUCCUGGUGGAUGUGCACUUUGGUCCCAUACUGGUAGUGGAGCCCAGGCCAGUUACAGUGGAUGUGGACUCUGACGUCACUCUUAACUGCAAGUGGUCUGGAAACCCUCCUCUCACCCUCACCUGGACCAAAAAGGGCUCCAGCAUGGUGCUCAGCAACAACAACCAGCUGUAUUUGAAGUCUGUGAGCCAGUCUGAUGCAGGCCAAUAUGUCUGCAAGGCCAUCGUACCACGGAUUGGAGUGGGAGAGACGGAGGUUACACUCACUGUCAACGGUCCCCCCAUCAUCUCCAGUGAUCCGGUCCAGUACGCUGUCAGAGGGGAGAGAGGAGAGAUCAAGUGUUACAUCGCCAGCACCCCACCACCCGAUAAGAUUGUGUGGGCAUGGAAGGAGAAUGUGUGGGAGAAGGAGAAGGGCACCCUGAUGGAGAGGUACACCGUGGAGCAGAGUAAACCUCCGUCCCAGGGCGGGGCCGUUCUCUCCACACUCACCAUCAACAACGUCAUGGAGUCUGACUUCCACUCACCAUACAACUGCACCGCCUGGAACUCCUUCGGACCCGGCACCAUGAUCAUCACCCUGGAGGAGACGGAUAUUGUUCCAGUGGGAAUUAUCGCCGGUGGUACGGUGGGCUCCUCCAUUCUUCUGCUUAUGUUUCUACUGGCACUCGCCUUCUUCCUCUACCGCCAACGCAAAGGCAGUCGCCGGGGUGUCACUCUCGGUAAGCCAGACAUCAAGGUAGAAACGGUCAACAAAGAGACCCGCAGCCUGGAGGAGGAGGCGGCCAACGUCUCCACAGCAACCCGAAUGGUCAAGGCCAUGUACUCCCCAUUCAAAGACGACAUGGACCUGAAGCAGGACAUCAGGAGCGAGAGUGACACCCGGGAGGAGUACGAGCUCAAGGAUCCAACCAACGGCUACUACAACGUCCGAGCCACCACCCACGAUGAGGCGCGCCCCCAGUCCCGUGCCAUCCACUACCAGGGAGAGUUUCGCUCCCCAAACCCAAACAGCGGGCCAGCCGGUGCCACAUCCAGCGGACCCUCGGCCGCCCCCAGCGGUGCAGUUCCCCCCAGCGCAGUGCCAGGCUCAAGGACAGGCUGCUACGACCCCCGCCCGCCCUCCAGGAUGUCCCAUGCCACCUAUGCCCAGUUCAACACCUUCUCCAGGGCGGCGCAGAGCCAGCAAGCACCUCCCAAUCCGGCUCUUCAAUCACCUGGAGAUUACCCGGGAGACUGCGGCCUGCUGGACAGCACAACCCAGCUGGCCUAUGACAACUAUGGAUACCCCUCCCAGUAUUCCAGCUAUCGCAUGGGCUUUGCUCCGCCCAUAGAGGAAGGGCCAGCCUAUGAGAUGUAUCCGACGGGACAAGGGCCCGGACCAGGGCCAGGGCCAGGGCCGGGACAACAAAGUCCUGAAACAGGGCUGGGGAAGUAUGGAAGCUCCACUCGUUUCUCGUACUCGUCUCCACCCUCUGACUAUUCCCACAGACACACACAGCGGAUGCAGACUCAUGUGUGAGAACAUAUGUACACACUCUUUGGCUCGCUUUUUGCAGCAGCAGUACUUAUUACACAUAAAGUAACUUUGAAACUAAAAAAAAAAAAAAUCCCACCUUUCUAUACAUAAACAUUUAAAAAAAAAAUGUUUUUUCUGUUUCCAUAGCAACCAGUGCAUGGAAAUUGGUUAAUUUUCUGAACCAAUCAAAAAACACAAUAACGCGCAGCAGUCGGCAGCAUCGCAUAUACUAUAGUUAGCAGCAAUACAUACAACACAUGCAAAGCGACAUUCACACACGUUUGCACAGACCUUCUGUUGCGUGAAGUGUAUAUGCUUCAACGAGAGCAACAGCGUGCCACAAUCACGAGAAAAGAGACAGAGAGAGAAGUAGAGCACUUUGAAGACAGGAAGAAGAGGAGCGCCCAGAGCUUAAGGAGGAGCAGAAGAGCCGUUUGCUUCCUGCAACCCUCGUUUUGCUCUCCGACCAUCCCCCUCCACCCCUUCUCUGUAAAUACGAGCAAAUUCAGAUUGGGAUCAUUUGAAGCUAUUUCCUUGUACAAACCUAUUCAGUAUGACGCAGUACAGUGACCCACAGCAAACCUCCCUGUAAUCCACACUUUUUGCAUUUUCUGACUCUCACCAAUUGCAAAACACACGCACAUACACGCAGAUCUUCAGAGACUCAUGUGUUUCUGUGUAUCGCAGCAACGGGGCAGCUUGGACUAUAACUAUAUCUGGCACUUUUUGAUCCUCUUUCCUCACUCAAACCUGCCCAGUGGCCAUUUUUUACGAGAUCUGCCUUGAUUUAAGCGGGACAAAGCUUCUUACGGUGGUACAGUGAGUGACCAGAGUGCCAAUGCUUAUGUGCCAACACACACAAACUAUUGAGAUGUGUCUUCUUUUGUAAAGUGUACAAUGAGACGCCCUGGACGACCAGGUUUUGUACAUGCCACAUCUGAGGGGAAAGGAAUGGUAGCAAGCAUCUCUGUAAACUCCUUCUCCUCCUCAUCUCUCAUUUUUAUCAUCGUGAUACAUUUCUAUACUUCACAUUUCACAUCAGACAGUAUUAGUGAAAUGAGGUGUGGUAGGAGUGCUUUUUUCAUUCAAUGAAUUUCUGCAAUUUGUACAAAAAAUACCUCCCUUAUCCUCAAGUGUCAAAAAGUAUUUGUUUCUCUCACUUGCACAGUAGAGUAGUUUUUUUCCCCCCAUAUUUAUACCGAACCGUAUGGAAUAAAUGGCAUUCAGAAACAUUUUAUAGUAUUUUUAUAAGGAGUUGUGGACCAAAGGUUCAGAGUUUUGGGUGACACUCGCUUUUUAAUGUGUAUGCGGCAACGUGAUCAUUAUUGGAAACAUUUUGAGUUUCUUUUAAAAGAGAUGGAUGGUAUUUUUAAAGUGGAUGUUGUAGACAUGAAUUAGAAAAUUUUGAAGAGCUUGAUUCCAAAAUGGUGACUAUCCAGCGGGGGGAAAUCUCUUUGGUGGAUAUCUCUGUUCGGUCUGUAACUCUUCGUUUGUCUUCCGGUCUUUUGACCGGACUGCCUUUUUUAAACGUCGACGACAUUCAAAAUGAUGGAUGGAGAAGAAGCGGCUGCUCACUUUGAGCUGUGCUGUAAACUUUGUAAGCAAUGAGGUGGUUCAAGUGGAGUCUAACAUAUCAAAAAGAAGGUACAGAGGGUUCUAUCUAGCUCAUACGGUACUUUGUACAUUUAUGUGUAAGUAUGCUGGUUUCCUCAGCGCAACAGAAAAUUUGGCGGUAUUUCACGUCCGAGAUCUUUCCGUUAUGUUGUGUCGGCUUUGGUAUGUGUGGCUGGCUUCUGGCCCCUCAGGUCGUGAUGAUCAGCAUUUAAAAUAUUGCUUGUUUGCUCCAACGUCUACUGGUGCAGCUGCUAAACAAGUCCCAUAUUUGAGUGACUCUCCACUGCACCAUUACCCAAAUGUUUCCCCCAAAAGAGGAAAUCAGAAUUUGUCUUUGUCUUCAAAUGCACAAGGAGGACAAAAAAAAAAAAAAGGUGUCUUUGCUUACUUUCCCGAUAUUAAGUCGAAAUUCACAAUAUGAGCAGUUUACAAACGGCUUCUCAAGUCUGGUCGACUGUAAUUUGACCAGCGUGGAUUAUUAUCUGCAUAGCAAGUGCAACUGCGGAGUUUGAAUAGUCAAAUGAGUCAAAUCAGUCAUCCUUUCGGCUGAUAUAAAAAGUUAUUUUAAGAAGUGCUAUAAAGGAAGCCUUACUUCUAAAACAACACCAGGUUGGUUUUCAGACGUUCAUUUGAGUUGUACAGAACUAAAUGCUUUGAAUGGCUGUAUUUGACUGCCUCAUUUCGUACUCUCCGAGUGGAACCAUUUUUCUUGUUACACAAUCGCAUCUUUGGGGAAAGAAACACAGAUAUCCAGUUGGGUCUUUAUGAGCAGUGAGCACAGGGAAUCAGUUUUAUUUCUCCAGAUGUUCGCCUCUACGUGAAAUAAAUUUGACUUCCCGUCACUUCCUUAAAAAUGUGAAUUCUGCAACCGAAAACAUUGGUCCAACACAGCUACCGGUACUAAAGCAAGAUCAGUGAAAAAGAGUUGUUUCUUCCGCCAUAAAGUUACCACUGGCUGCAGGAUUGGUUCCUGUUUGCAGACCGAGCUUUGUAAGGGAGAUUGGAUUCGAACACUAUUCAUCGCACCAUCUCACAACUCCACCUUUUAUGGUGACAAUCAUUUGUUGCUUAGACUCCACAGCUGCAGCAUCAAUCUUUACUAUAUACUGAACUUGAAAUUAGUCGCUAAUGCAACUUAAUUUUUUUUUAAGCGACAUUAAGUAAUACAUGACUUUUUUUAAACCUCUCUUGGCGGCCACCAGGAAUUGCUUCAACAAUUUUAUCUUUACCUUUGUAUUAAGGGCACAUCUGCUUUAUCAGAAAAACAAAGUAAAGAAGGACUGAAUACAACAAAGAGUCGCCCACUUGUAUCUGCACCACGUUUCUGAGCAGUUAAAAAUGAUAGCAGAUGAGCUGGGGCUCUAAAAAAGGACCAGGGGCUGCAAAGUAAAGCCAGAAAUCUUAGCACCUCCAGAAGUAAUCAUUGAGUCUUUAUACUUAUAAGCCACCCUAUCAACCCCUCACAGAUAAAAAAUAUUAUGGUAAUUUUGUGCUAAGGGGCAGUAAAACUUGUAUUUAUUGCCCCUAUUUUGAAUAAACACUUCCAGAAAGGAAACCACAGCUACAUCAUUUCUGAUUAGAAUAUCAGAUGGAACCUUGCAGCUCCAAGGUCACUAUAUAAACCGUUUCAGCAGUUAUGGAGAGAAGAACGGCAGAUGGAGCAUCCUUUUAAAUUUAAAUGGUUAUCACAGCCUUGGUACAGCAUACUAUUACCUCUUUACAACCUUUUUACAGACUUAUGGCUGCGCAGUGUUUUGCAUCUGACUUGCAAUGUCAUCAUGACCUUGUGUGGAAUGAAUACGUUUGACACGGGGGAGGUACUGAGGCCAACAGAUGCAUGGCCAGGCCAUCCAGGUACCUAGUCAUUACCUCUUAACUAUUUACAAUCUGUUGACAGUAGGGGCAUAUAAAUAUGUAAAAGACAGCAUGGAUGCCAAAAGUAUAGGCUGGAUGUUUAGAUUUGGUUCUGCGAUGAAAAAAAACAAACACAUGUGGUUUGGGAAGGGAAUGUGGAAGUGUUUACUUCAUGUCGUUUUUCCCUCCUCCCCAUAUGAUGUACCUCUCACCGCGGUGUGUACUGUGACUCUUUACGCUCUACUCUCUCCUGCGUCAUAUUACUAGCCACCUACCAGCUUCCAAAUGUAGAGGUUGAACCUGUCUUUUCAUGAAGAAAAAAAAAAAAAAAAAUCAUUGCAAACCUUUCUCUCAUAGCUUUCUUCCAAAUUUUCUUCAAGAUGAUAACAUAUGGGGUAGAUAUAGUAAUCUAGCUUGUAUGUGUAUGUUGGGGGGGGGGUCUGCUUUUUAGAGAAUAUAUAGCUUCAUGAGCUCAUGACAUCCAUCCUCAGUGGUCAUUAUUUCAUGAUCUCCUUUCUUUCUAUGAAAAUCUGUAUUUUAAAACUUAUUUUCUUGGUAAUAAUUUGUGGUGUUACACCACCAGUGGUGGUCAAAAGUGUGUGUUUAAACUUUUAUACGCAGUAUUUUUUAUUUUAUCUCGUGUGCAUGGGAAAGGGGCGUUCUGAUUAAUCGACCCAGCGAAGACAGAGAGUGGAUGUGUGCGUCUGUGGCCAAAAUGACUGCUCCGCCAGGCCACAAAUAGCCAAAAUUCUGUCUCAACUAGGCCAACCCAGGCUACAACCAGGCCAGACCCACAGCCAACUGCUCCCUUCCAUGCUGUGCUGUGCCGUGCCCUCCCUGGCCAAGAGUGACUCAAGUGACUUGGUCUCCAUUUUUACCUUUUGGAGACACCAGAGAGUCUCAAAAGACUGUGCAAAGAAAAUGAACUGAGCAGACAAACAAAUGCAGCAGCCAUUUGUUUUUACUGUGUUUAUGUAUGCUCAUGGUGCGUGCGUGUGCGUGUGUGUGUGUGCGCGUGUGUGUGUGCACAUGCUACUAGUUUGUGUUUCCAUACAUGCACACGGGUGUAUGCGUCCAUCUGUGAAAAUGUAUGUGUGCACAUGUGAUGGCACCAUGUAACCCCGGUAUAUUUCCAUACCAUUAUAAAUAUGUUGGGACCACUGGACUGUAGAAAUUAGGGGUUGACUGGUGUUUUUGGCAAAUAGCUGAUAAAUUAACCAAUCGUUGGAUUUCCUUUAGAGAUUGGUAUUUUUGAUAAUCAUUUUUGAGAAAAUAUUGUUAAUCUAAAGGCAGUAUUUUUAACCAACAAUUCCCUUGGUAUUGAAUAUGUGUGAAAGUUAUAAUCUUUGAGAUUUUUACAUCACACCACAUUUACGAUGUUAAAAUGGCAUUAAUAUAGCCUCUUAAAUGUAUGUGCCAUUUUGGUUCAAAUACGCCUGGUGUCGUACUCAUUGCAAGUUUGAAAACAACAGACAACAGACCAAUCAGAGCUCUAUAGGCCAGAUCAAGGAAGCAACCGAUGGAUAGGGCAAAACAAAACAAAACAAAGUAGCCCCGACUCACAGGAGGAGAUCAGCCCAAAUGAACCAAACGUCAGACUGAACACUGAUAUAAAGCAGAAUGCCAAAUUACACAGAUACACAACUUCCUCUGCUUCAUUACAUUGCGUGUUUCAUUUCUGCCCGAGUAGCCCCGUACCUGGUGGUCGAAAAACAUUUUAUUUUUGACAAAACACAGGGACCUGUGUUAUCAAAAUGCGCUAGCGGUUGCCGAGAGUAGCCAGAAAUCAAACAGGACUAAAAUCUCAAGGAUUAUAACUUCAAACUGCCUAAAAGGGCUGCAAAAGGCAUUUCCCACCCUGCCAUAAAGAUUGCGUUGGUAACGCUGUAUGUGUGUGCUUUUGGAUUAAAAACGGCACUUUUUUGAAGGUGUUGAAUAUUGGCAGAGAAUAAACACGUUACCAUCAGCAUCUUCACUAAAUUACAAAAGCGUGGUAACAUCGCGAUCAGCCUUCAAAGCCACACAUCAGUCAAAAACCCCUAAAGCGCGCAGCUGGUAAGAGAGAGUGAAGGAGACACCGCGUGGCCUUGGGACAGACGGGAGGAGCCGAGGUGGUCUGCUCAUCCCUCAUCCAGCUGCCGAGCCUGUCUGCUCUCCGAAGCGGCGGCACGAGUGGACGGGAUUAAUUGAUGUCCUGUUAAGUCUCAUUGAGCAAACGAAGACAAUGAUCAGAAACAGUGAGAAGGAUUCCAUAUUGCACUUAACAAUGUGUGAAGUGGAGCUGUGCGUGACGGCAAGAGAGGGAAAGUUUGUUUGUUCAAAUAAGCAUAUAUUCUCCGUACUCCUAUUCUUUAUUUUUAUCCCUAUAUAUUGUUCACAUGUAUUAUGUUCAUGUCGGGUUUGAGUACUUGUUUAUCCCUUUUCUUCAAGAAAAAAAAAAGAACUGUACAAAAC